AUGGAAUGUCUUCAUUAUCCAAAAUUGCACUGGCAAGAUGAUUGGGUGUCAAACCAAAUAACUUUUUGGAUUCUUCCUGCCUGGGUUCUGCUUUUACACCUUCAGCUCCUGGGUUUGUUCUUUAAGUCAUCACUCUACCUCUCUUUCUCUACAGAUUUUCAGACAACUCCAUGGAGGUUGAUUUGUGGGAUCUUAGCAGUAAUGUGCCUUGUGUUGAUGGCUGCUUUGGGAAUAUUGUUGAAAAAUUCAUUUCCUAAACAAAGUAUUCGGCCAACAUCAUCACCAGUAGGAACCACAGAACCCCAGGAAGAUGCUGGCUGCUGUUAUUGUCAAGAAAAGUGGAUUGGGUACCAAUGCAACUGUUACUUCAUUUCUAAUGAAAUAAAAACUUGGACAGAAAGCAGGGAAUUCUGUGCCUCUCAGAAUUCCCGUCUGCUUCAAGUGCAAAACAAAGAUGAAUUAAAUUUCACGAACUCCCUUAUGUAUUUAUACUGGAUUGGACUGUUUUAUAGUGAAGAACAUGGUGCCUGGUUGUGGGAGGAUGGCUCUGCUCUCUCGCAAGAUCUAUUUUCAUUCUCUCAAACCAUGGAUACAGGGAAAUGUGUAACGUAUUUCAGAAGCAGAAAACUUCUGAGUGAAUCAUGUGUGAAAAAAAAUCGUUAUAUCUGCAAGAAGCAGCUUAUUUAGGUGUUUGUUAGGGCGGAUCGGGUGGGUAACAAGAUCCAGUAUUACUAAGAAUGUUGAGGUAAUCGGUUAGAUACCCUGUCUCUACUAUGUGACAAGACUCUCAGGAAACUUCUGCCUCCGCUUUCCUAAAACCAAGUUUUAUCACACAAAUAUCAGCAAUCUCAUCCAGAGAAGAAUGAGGUCUCUGUACAAAUAAAAA
Messenger RNA from Rhinolophus ferrumequinum (greater horseshoe bat), 886 nucleotides. Its product is annotated as natural killer cells antigen CD94-like. The record is from RefSeq and is a predicted model, not a curated record. Bases 1 to 687 code for a protein of 228 amino acids. Gene Ontology annotation, biological process: positive regulation of natural killer cell mediated cytotoxicity; stimulatory C-type lectin receptor signaling pathway. The transcript is spliced from 6 exons. Lineage: Eukaryota; Metazoa; Chordata; Mammalia; Chiroptera; Rhinolophidae.